AUGGCGGAGGCAAGAUACAUUCAGAGGAAACCAACAGACAGUAAAAGUCAGAUAAAGCCAAUCCACUCCAUAGACACUCCGAUGUGCUUCCCAAAGAAGCAAGGAAAAGUGAAGAAGAGGGUCGUCUGGGGCAUUGAGGUGGCUGAGGAACUGCAAUGGAAAGGCUGGCAGCUAGGGCAGGAGAUCACCAAAAACCUGGUUCUGAAAAAUCUAUCCUUCAAAAUCCAGAAGAUGAAGUACAGGCCUCCCAAGACCAAGUUCUUCUUCACAGUCAUUCCUCAGCCCAUCCUCCUGAGCCCGGGCAUAACCCUCACUCUCCCCAUCAUCUUUCGGCCUCUGGAGGAGAAGGAGUACAAGGACCGGCUGUGGUUUGAGAAAGCAGAGGGGACGUUCUGUGUGGACCUGAGGGCCACCCUGCCUUGCCAUAACCUCAUCUGCCCACCGUCCCUGCAGUUGCCCAUGUGUGCCAUGGGGGACAUGGCCGAGGCCUGGUUCAGCCUGAACAAUGUAGGGGACCUGCCCACCUUCUUCACCUGGGAGUUCUCCAGCCCAUUCCAGAUGGUGCCUGCCACGGGACUCCUGGAGCCAGGCCACACGUGCCAGAUCAAAGUGACCUUUCAGCCUCUUAUGGCUGUCAUCUACGAAGUUCAGGCCACGUGCUGGUAUGGGGAGAACAGCACGCAGAAGAGUAGUAUCCAGCUGCAGGCUACGGCCAAAUGUGCCCAGCUGCUGGUGAGCAUAAAGCAGAAGCGACCAGAGGACCAGGAUGUUGAGGGCUUCCAGAAAGUGCUACACUUUGGCUCCGUGGCUGUGGGCUGCACUGCCAAGAGGCAGAUCAGGCUGUAUAACCCAUUGAGGGUGAGUGCCCCCUUCAAGAUUGAAGUGGCCCCAGACAUGCUGACUAAAGACCAGGCCUUCUCGUGCCCCACAGCCUCUGGCAUCGUGCCCCCAGGAGAGAAGAAAUACGUGUCGGUGUUUUUCCACCCUGACACCUUGGAUGUUAGAACCAUGGACUACUUGUCCAUUAUACCCUCUGGCUGUGCCGCCCAAACCCUGCUCAAAGUCGUUGGUUUCUGUAGAGGUCCUGAUGUAUCUCUGCAGCACUACUGCAUCGAUUUCAGCUGGGUCAACCUCGGAGAGCGGUCAGAACAGCCCCUGUGGAUUGAGAAUAAAUCGGACUGCACAGCCCACUUCCAGUUUGCCAUUGACUGCCAGGAGAGUGUCUUUCGCAUCAGACCUACCUUCGGGACCCUGGUGGGCAAGGCCCGCGUGACCCUGCACUGUGCCUUCCAGCCCACUGACCCCAUCAUCUACUUCCGGCGGGUGGCCUGUCUUAUCCACCACCAAGAUCCUCUGUUCCUGGACCUGAUCGGGACCUGCCACUCGGACAGCACGAAGCCAGCCAUCCUGAGGCCUCAGCACCUGUCUUGGUACCGCACACACCUGGCGCGGGGCCUGACGCUCUAUCCCCCGGACGUCCUGGGCCUCAUGCUGAGCGAGAAGAAGCUGGUGCAGGACGCGAAUGGGGCCCUCAUGAUUCCCAUGGAGGACCUGGAAGACAUGCCAGCCCUACAGUGUCCUCUCAUCCCCCCCAUGACUGAGUACUUCCUCGACGGCACCAGCGACUUGGCCAUCUUCCCCCCGCCUGUCAGCAUAGAGCCUGUUGAGGUGGAUUUUGGUGCCUGCCCCGGGCCCGAGGACCCCAACCCUGUCCCCGUGUGCCUGAUGAACCACACCAAGGGCAAGGUCACCGUGGUCUGGACACGCAGGUCUGACUGCCCCUUCUGGGUGACCCCAGAAACCUGCGAUGUGCCCCCGCUCAAGUCCAUGGCCAUGCGCCUGCACUUCCAGCCGCCUCACCCUAACUGCCUCUACGUCGUGGAGCUCGAAGCCUUUGCUCUUUAUAAGGUCCUGCAGAGCUUCAGUGCCAUCGAGGAGGACUGCACCGUUUGCCCAUCCUGGAACCUGACACUCCGGGCGCGAGGCCACAGCUAUCCUGCUGCCUUGGAGCACCACGUCCCCCAGUUCUCCCUGGACGUCCCCAAGCUAUUUCCUGCAGUGUCUCCCGGUGAACCCUCCUACCGCAGCCUGCUCCUGAUCAACAGAGGCUCCAUGCUGCUGACCUUCAACCUGGCCCCCAAAAGCAGCUCGGACAUCUCCCUGAGGCCCACCUCAGGCCUUGUGGCCCCUGGAGCCCACCAGAUUUUUCUCGUCUCUACCUACCCCAAGGGCAACUCCUGGAAGCAGCACAUUUUCUACUUGCAGUUCAAUUUUUCUCCGCAGUAUCUCAAGGAGGUGAGCAUGCAGAGCCGGGAAGAGCCGCUGCAGCUGAAGCUGGACACCCACAAAACCGUCUUCUUCAAGCCCACCCAGGUGGGCUGCUCCUCUGCUAGCCUCUUCACCUUCCGCAACCCCUCGCGUCUGCCCCUGGAAUUUGAGUGGAAGGUCUCCCAGCAGCACCGAAAGAUGCUGGCCGUCCAGCCUGCCAGGGGGCUCAUCCAGCCCAGUGAGAACCUCACGCUGACGUGGACCUUCAGCCCUCUGGAGGAGACCAAGUACUUGUUUCGAGUGGGGGUGUGGGUCUGGGAAGCAGGCCUGCCCCCAGACACCAAGCCCCCCACCACCGCCCACUACAUGAUCCGGCUGGUGGGCCUGGGUAUCAGGAGCAGCUUGUCUGUAAAGGAGAAGGAGCUGGACUUUGGGAAUGUGAUGGUGAACAGCCAACAGUCCAGGUUGCUGGUUCUCCUGAAUGAAGGCAACUGUACCCUCCAUUAUCGCCUGUUCCUGGAACAAUGCAGUCCUGAGGGCAUCAGCAACGACCCCCUUGCUCUUCAGCUGGACCGCACAGAGGGGAAAAUGCCACCCCGAUCCCAGGACACCAUCUGCCUGACUGCCUGUCCCAACCACCGGUUCCAGUACUCCUGGACCAUCAGCUACUCUCUCCUCUCCCACAGAGAUAAUACGAUUGGGGAGAAACAGGAGCUGUGUCGAGUCUUCCUGACCGCCGUGUACCCCUUACUCUCCAUCCUGGAUGUCUGCUCCAUGGGCAGCGCCCAGGGCAUCACCCGGAAGCAUCUGUGGCACCUCUUCUCCCUGGAUAUGUUCAACAGUUACUUGGCACGUGACCCCACCCCCCGGGAGCUAACCUACAAGGUGCCCACGCGGCACAGCACGAGCCAGAUCCCCCCUGUCUUCACCCCACUGAAGCUGGACUUCAAUUUUGGGGCAGCGCCCAUAGAAGCCCCACCCUCUGUGGUGCUCCUGGCCCUGAAGAACAGCGGAGGGGUGCCCCUGCACUGGGCCUUCCUCUUUCCAAGUGACCAGCAGAUCGACCUGGAGCUGUGGGCAGAGCGAGCAGAGUUUGACUACACAGAGCUGCACCAAAUGCGGGUGCAGGACAAUGGCAUAUUCUCCAUCAGCCCCAAGGCUGGGAGCCUGAAUCCCGGGCAGGAGCAGGUGGUGGAGUUCAAAUACAGCCACCUGUUCGUCGGCACUGAUCGCCUCCCGGUGCUCUUCAAGGUGUCCCACGGCCGGGAGAUCCUGCUAAAUUUCAUAGGCGUCACAGUGAAGCAGGAGCAGAAGUAUGUGUACUUCACCUCCACUAGCCACCAGUUCACCCCUGUCCCCAUUGGUGACACACUGCCCCCACGGCAGAUUUAUGAGCUGUAUAACAGUGGCUCGGUGCCUGUGAUAUAUGAGAUCCAGACCGACGUCCUGUCGCAGGUUCAGGAAAAAAAUUUCAACCACCCCAUCUUCUGCUGCCUCAACCCCCAAGGGGAGAUCCAGCCAGGCACUACUGCUCAGGUCUUGUGGAUCUUCUCACCUCUCGAGGCCAAGACCUACACGGCAGACGUGCCCAUACAUAUCCUGGGGUGGGACUCAGCCACCAUCUGCUUUCAGGGAGUGGGCUAUGACCCCCAUGUCAUGGGAGACACAGCCCCUUUCCACAACAUCUCAGGGGACAACAGCUCCAUACGCUCAAAGCUGAUGGUUCCUGGACAGAAUGUCUUCCUGUCCCAGUCUCACAUCUCCCUGGGAAACAUUCCUGUGCAGAGCAAGUGCAGGCGCCUGCUAUUCCUCAACAACCUCUCCAAGAAUGAGACAAUUGUCUUCGUCUGGCAACUGAAGCCCCUAGACUUCGGGAAGGUGUCCGUGAGUCCCAUGAAAGGGAAGGUGGCUCCUGAAGAGAUGAUCCCAUUCGUGGUGACUCUGAAGGCCUCAGUGCACGCCAGUUUCUACAGCAUUGACCUGGUAUGCAAGGUCUACCGACAGGACCUCCUAAAGCAGUACCAUAAGGAUCUGCAGGAGUGGGAGGACGAGAAGGUGCGGCAGGAAGUAGAGUUCACCAUCACAGACAGGACAGUGAAGAGAAGGGCAUAUUGUACAGCCUGUGAACCUGUGAGGAGGUAUAAGACACUGCCCCCCAUCAAGAAACAGCAGACUCUCAACCGGCCCGCGAGCUGGAAUCUUAAGAUCCCAAAGGAGGAGACAUCCUGGCCAUGCCCCCAGCCACCCUCGCCAGGCACGCUCUACUUGGCCCUCACAGCCCGGGCCCAUGCCACCGACUACUUCCUGGACAACUUCUUCUCCGACUUUCACCGAUACUUCUUGCACCGGGAGCCGCCAAAGAGGAAGUGCGCCAGGGAGGAGUUGGAGGCUUCUGAGAAAGAAUCCCCUGACACGUGGGUGCCUGUGUCCAAGCAGGGGAAGCAGCUUCUGGUUGACUGUCUUACCACCAUCAUCAGGGGUCUGCUGGAAGACAAGACUUUCCAUGAGGCCGUGGACCAGAGCCUGGUAGAGCAGAUGCCUUACUUUUGCCAGUUCUGGAAUGAGCAGUCGGCCAGGUUCAUGGCCCAGAACAGCGGCCUGCACAUAGUACCAGGCCUGUCUCCGUCCUCCAGCAGCUGGGAAGACAGGGAAGGCACGGAGCAGGAGGACGACAAAUGGACGCUGGGGGACAAGGAAGGAGGGGAAGAGGAGGAAAAGGGCAAAGAAGAAGAGGAGCUGGAGGGGGAAGAGGAAGAGAUGAAAGAGGAGGAGGAGGAGAUGGGAAAGGAGAAGCUGGAGGAGGAGGAGGUGACAGAGGAGAAGGAGGAGAAGUUGACCUGGGCAGGGACUGAGACCGGGUCCCAGGAGUCCCUGAAGUGGCAGUGGCAGCAGCAGUUGAAGGUCAUGGUGAAGGAGGACCAAGAGCAGGACCGGAAGGAGGCCAUCAGCCGGCUCCCGGCUUUCGCUAACCUGCAGGAGGCGCUGCUGGAGAAUAUGAUCCAGAACAUCCUGGUGGAGGCGAGCCGCGGGGAGGUGGUGCUCACCUCGCGGCCGCGCGUCAUCACCCUGCCUCCACUCAGCUUUCCCAGGAUCGUCGCUCCAGACUUGCUGCCGGCGGCGUCCUUAGGGCCAUAGCAAACCGAGACGUCCCGGCUGGUGGCGCCGCCCCCUACCGACUCUUCGCGGACGCCAGCGCCCAGCCGCUACUACUUCCUUCCCUAGGUUCUGCCGGGCCCCCUCUCCACCGCCCUACCAGUAAAGC
Molecule: messenger RNA, 5530 nt
Organism: Rhinolophus ferrumequinum (greater horseshoe bat)
Lineage: Eukaryota; Metazoa; Chordata; Mammalia; Chiroptera; Rhinolophidae
Gene: CFAP65
Product: cilia and flagella associated protein 65
Exons: 33
Coding region: 1-5403 (1800 amino acids)
Source: RefSeq, a predicted model, not a curated record